Messenger RNA from Mizuhopecten yessoensis (Yesso scallop), 1798 nucleotides. RefSeq names its product alpha-2B adrenergic receptor-like. Gene Ontology annotation, biological process: G protein-coupled receptor signaling pathway. Lineage: Eukaryota; Metazoa; Mollusca; Bivalvia; Pectinida; Pectinidae. The record is from RefSeq and is a predicted model, not a curated record. Gene Ontology annotation, cellular component: membrane. The transcript has a single exon. Bases 62 to 1636 code for a protein of 524 amino acids. Gene Ontology annotation, molecular function: G protein-coupled receptor activity.
GGCGGUUCAGGACGGCUUUCGAUACCUGUCAACAAUUGAUUAGACUGAAAACAGUGUCAAGAUGAAUACGCCGGAACAGGAACUACGGCUGCAGGAAAUCAAUGACAGUUAUGUUUCGAUUCUACUUCCGGUAAUCAUAGUCAUUGGAGUGCUUAUGGUGUUGGGUUUAUGCGGAAAUCCGCUUGUUAUCUAUUUUUACGGAUGCCGAAUGAAAACCACGGCAUCCUAUAUGUUUAUUGUGACUUUGGCUAUUUUCGACCUGUUAUCUUGCGUGAUAUCUUUGCCCAUGGAAAUUUCAGACUUAAUCAACUUUUACACUUUCGACAGUGCUGCAACAUGUCGCGCUCUUCGUUUUGUAAAUUAUUUUUCUAGUAUAGGUUCCGGGACGACUCUAAUUGCAAUAGCGGUUGACCGAUUCCGGAAAAUAUGCAAACCUUUCGACGCACAGAUAACCGACAAAAUGGCUAGAUGGAUAAUUGUUGCUGUGAUUGGUUUUGCGCUGUUUUGUUCGUGGCCUUCCAUUUUUCUCAACACGGUAAUUCAGAAAAAUCUAACCGAGGAUACAUCUGUGGUUGCCCGGGAUUGUACUCUAAAUCCAGCUGAUGACUACAAAUUAUUUGUGACAAUCUAUAAUUCGUUUCUUUUCCUGUGCUUUAUCAUCGUUUUCAUAGUGCUUACAGCGUUGUAUACGCUUGUUGGCAGACAACUAUACAAGUUGCGUAGCUUCCGGUUCUACGCCACAGGCAUCGAGAGAAACGUAUCAUCUGCUCGUCCUACGAGUUCGAUGACGGUUGCGAGUGACAUGACAAACUCCGAAGGCAGGAGCAGAACGGAUGAUUUGGCUGGUUUAGGGAAUGACCUCAGGGACGGUUCACUUUCGCCUAUCGGCGAAGACGACUAUGCCAACCGUCGCCCUACCUCGGCCAAUUCAAUCGCGGUCAGUGCUCGGUCGCUGAAAAUGGGUCCACACAAAGUUAUCCCUCAAACAAUGGAUCCAGACCACGAGAAGGACAUUGUAAAUGGAGUAUCGGGAAAAAUUCGGCAAACUAGAAGUUUUACCGAAAAAUCAGCCACCGAAAAAGUUCCGGAGAAUAAUCGUAGAGUAAGUUCGGCUACCAUGGCGAACAAGGGGAAAGCAUUUGGACAAAACAAGUAUGGAAGCCCUAUGCGUGAAGGGUCUGCUACAUCAAGGAUGUCAUACGCGUCCACAGCAAACUCCAUGGCGGAAAUAGAAACACGUGACGCGUACGCUUCAGGAAAUAUUGACCACCGAAAGGAAAAGAUGCGAUCGCAAAAUAUAAACACCAAGCGAUACACGAUAAUUGCUCUGUCCAUAAGUAUUGCGUUUGUUCUCAGCUUUUUGCCCUAUUUGUGUCUAGUGAUAUGGUCAACGUUAUUUAUAACUUAUGACCCGAACGAGUUCACGCCAGCACAGCUUGUUGCCAGUGAGCUUUUUCACAGGUCAUUUUUAUUCAACUGCGCCUUAAAUCCAAUCAUAUACGGCUUCCUGAACACGGAAUUCAAGAAAAUGGUUUUCGGACAAUGUGCAAAACUUUUCUGUUGCUGCUGCAAAACCAGACACAAAGAGGGAGAUAUGGCUCAUGCAGAACUUAGUGGACUGUCCCGGUCUACGUAAUUUACGUCAUUUCCGCUGCAGUAUUCUGCAAUAGACAGAACGACCACGUGUGCUAUAGGAUCAUGUAUGCCUUUCUGGUCUGGUGACGAUUUUACACAGUAAAACUCUUACAUGAUUUGUGGAGCAUCACCAAUCGUCUUCCAGUUAUCAGCACAUCUCCUU